This is a messenger RNA of Morus notabilis, 808 nucleotides long. RefSeq lists its product as uncharacterized. NCBI's taxonomy places the organism in Eukaryota, Viridiplantae, Streptophyta, Magnoliopsida, Rosales, Moraceae. Bases 120 to 692 code for a protein of 190 amino acids. The record is from RefSeq and is a predicted model, not a curated record. The transcript is spliced from 2 exons.
AAUAAAAUUACAUCUCAAUUCGAAUUGAAAACUAGAAUCCGCAAACUGAACGAGGCCAAUAUCGUCUAAAAAACAAACAAACAAACAAAAGAGAAGAGAAAAAAAAAAAAGGCAAAUUAAUGAAGAUGGAUGGGAAAGAGAUGGCCGGUGGAGUAGUUACUCCCAUCGGCUCACCGGUUGGCGGCGGACCUGUUGAUAAAGACUUUGAGUUUGAGCCUCAAACUGAGACCCAUGAAGAAGAGGGAGCUCGUAUUGUAGUUUCACAUCUUCCUGGUUUUCGUGAGGAGGACAUAAGAAUCAUGCUUGAACAUGCUAACAAUAUUAGAGUCAAAGGACAGAGUAAAAAAUAUCAUCCUCUUCUUAAAAUCAGACAGAUUGAGCCUAUCACGACACCAAAGGAAUAUCUGCCAAUCAGACAGAUUACGGGUUUUAUUAAUGGAGAACGCAAAAGUACUCAAAAAGUAAAUGUAUCAUCAAGAGAUAUAACUAAUCAUCUUGCCACAAACAAAGCUAAUUAUGAUAAGGAGGUGGUUUCUGCAGGAGAAAAUAAAAACGAAGCUAAGGAGAAAUAUGUUUCUGCUCCAAAUGUUGAAAAGCUGAAUAGGGAAAAUGGUGAUCAUGCCAUAGAGGAAUUGGAUGAAAAGGACAGACAGAAGUUUAUAAACGUUGGUGUCGCAAUUCUGUGCUUGUAGCGUUUGGGGCAUAUGUAGGCUACAGCUUUGGGUCCUCAGAGAAAACAAGGAAAUAAUUACUCUAGUAAAUAUAUCCAUUAAUUACAUUAGAACACUUGACUUGUAUUAAUAUUACA